Tigriopus californicus is the source of this 700-nucleotide messenger RNA. RefSeq lists its product as uncharacterized. The record is from RefSeq and is a predicted model, not a curated record. Bases 1 to 699 code for a protein of 232 amino acids. The transcript is spliced from 3 exons. Lineage: Eukaryota; Metazoa; Arthropoda; Copepoda; Harpacticoida; Harpacticidae.
AUGUUUUUUGAUGCUUCGCCCUCUGAAAAACAUAAUCAGCGUCGGACUAUCUGUUCAGACUUUGGCAUACACCUCUGGUGUUUGGUCAAAUAUUGUGCUGACAUAAUAAGCUUUUUGUCCACAGACUCGCCUACCUAUCAGUUCGAUGCUCAGGUUCACAGAGGUCAUAAUGGAAUCGAUCGGCAAGAUGUUGAAGAUAUCCUUACGAGUCCAGGUGCUAAUGCCGUUCAAUUCGGUGCCUUGGUAAUAUUAGGGGGAGCUGCUAUCGUUACUGGGAUUGAAGUGUCCAAUGCAAAUCGAGAGUUGGACUUAUUGAAAUCACGCUUUUCCGAGGUGUGUAACGCAUUGAGAGAUGCAGGAAAUAUUGAUGGUGGGGGUGUCCCCCCUCCUCCCACUACCACCACCACCACCACUACAACUACUACUACCACUACCACUACCACUACCACUACCACUACCACUACCACCACCACCACCACUACAACUACUACUACUACCACUUCCACAACAACAACAAGUACUACAACAACAACUACUACUACUACCACUUCCACAACAACAACAAGUACUACAACAACUACAACUACCUCUACCCCGCCUUUUGUUCAAGAUCCAGCAGCGGUAGAAGCUUUAAACCGUAUCAACGCCGUUAUUGCAGCUUUGGGUCAAGUUGCAUCAACUAAUUGUAACUUCAAUUGAC